This is a messenger RNA of Meriones unguiculatus (Mongolian gerbil), 968 nucleotides long. It is a transcript of the gene Dpcd, whose product is annotated as deleted in primary ciliary dyskinesia homolog (mouse). Bases 246 to 785 code for a protein of 179 amino acids. The record is from RefSeq and is a predicted model, not a curated record. The transcript has 7 exons. NCBI's taxonomy places the organism in Eukaryota, Metazoa, Chordata, Mammalia, Rodentia, Muridae.
AGCCAGGCAGUUGCUAUGGCAGUGGCCGGGCGCGUUUCUGGGCGGAGGGAAGAUGGCGGUGACUAGCUGGCUGGAGAGUUUGCGGUCGGCGGAGAAGACGGCGCUGCUGCAGGAUGGUGCCAGGAUGCGGGGUAAAUAGGAAUCUCUCUUCUCAAGAGGCUGUCAGAGGAAAUGAAGAAAGUGAAGAGAUAUGCAGAAACUGGGGCAUGCUGCAAUCUCACGGUGUGCAGAUUUGAGGGAAGAGGAUGGUGCACUAUUUGUUCCCCGACGGGAAGGAAAUGGCGGAAGAAUACGAUGAGAAGACGAGUGAGCUGCUUGUGAGAAAGUGGCGUGUGAAAAAUGCCCUGGGAGCCUUGGGCCAGUGGCAGCUUGAAGUGGGAGAGCCAGCGCUCUCAGGAGCCGGGAGCCUGGGAUCUGAGCUCAUCAAGGAGAGUAAUGCCAAUCCCAUCUUCAUGCGCAAGGACACCAAAACAAGUUUCCAGUGGCGGAUUCGAAAUCUCCCCUACCCAAAGGAUGUGUAUAGCGUCUCUGUGGCUCAGAAGGAGCGCUGUGUCGUUGUUAGGACGACUAACAAAAAAUACUACAAGAAGUUCUCCAUUCCUGACCUGGACAGACACCAGCUUCCUCUGGACGACUCUGCGCUGAGCUUUGCUCAUGCCAACUGUACCCUGAUAAUCUCUUAUCAGAAGCCAAAGGAGGUCAUGGCAGCUGAGUCAGAGCUACAGAAAGAGUUAAAGAAGGUAAAGACAGCCCACAGCAGCGAUGGGGACUGUAAGACCCAGUAGCUGUCCUGGGCCUUGCACCUGCAGUGUGGAGGAGCCAUGAGACUUUCAGGCUUGCUCAUUUCUGGCACGGGCAGCCUCUUGUCUCGUGAGAACUACAGCGUCCACAGAGCUGGAUGCCGGAGCACAGCCCACUUCUGCCCGUGGCCUUGUUACUGAGUAAAGUCAUUUGGAGUUGCUUUAAAA